Molecule: messenger RNA, 1350 nt
Organism: Tripterygium wilfordii
Lineage: Eukaryota; Viridiplantae; Streptophyta; Magnoliopsida; Celastrales; Celastraceae
Product: transcription factor MYB93-like
Exons: 4
Coding region: 4-1029 (341 amino acids)
Source: RefSeq, a predicted model, not a curated record
AAAAUGGGAAGGCCUCCUUGUUGUGAUGAGAAUGGUCUCAAGAAAGGGCCUUGGACUCCUGAAGAAGAUCAAAAGCUUGUCCAAUACAUCCAAAAGCAUGGCCAUGGAAGUUGGAGAGCUCUCCCUAAGCUUGCAGAUCUUAACAGAUGUGGGAAGAGCUGUAGAUUAAGGUGGACAAAUUACUUAAGGCCUGAUAUCAAGAGAGGCAAAUUCUCUCAAGAAGAAGAACAAACAAUUCUCCACCUCCACUCCAUCCUUGGCAACAAAUGGUCAGCAAUAGCAACCCACCUACCGGGACGAACCGACAACGAAAUCAAGAACUUCUGGAAUACCCACUUGAAGAAGAAGCUGAUUCAGAUGGGUUUUGAUCCCAUGACCCACCAACCAAGAACUGACCUUUUUUCCAGCCUUCCUCAUCUUAUGGCCUUGGCUAACCUAAGUGACUUGAUGGAGAAUCACCCAUUAUUACGAGCGGAGGCUCACGUGGCUAGGCUUCAGUACUUGCAAUAUAUUUUCCAAUCUGCAACUAAUUCAGUGACCAACACAUCAUUUUGUCAAGGUGGGAUGACAGACAUGGAGGUUCUGGAACUACUCAACUCAAUCAAACAAAACCAAUCAGUAAUGCAAAUGGAGGACCAGCCCUCCUCCUCAAUUUCCAUAGGAAAUAUUAAUGGUGGUGCAGAUCAACCACUCCACCACCAUCAAAACAUAAGUCCUCCUUUAUCCCACUUUUCAAACCCACAACAAGUCGCUUUCCAAACAUCUCUGAUCAUGACUAAUGGGAUCAUUGACCAAACUAAUAGUAUUAUGGCAGAUCAUAACCUAUCUGAUGCUCCUAUAUGGGUUAAUCUUCCAUCUCCUACUGAUCCUUCUGUGCCUCCAUCGAUGACCGAAACACCACCACUGAUGAACAAUCUGGCCGGCGAUGCUAGCACUACUACUACUUCUAGCUAUGGUGGAGAGAGUACUUCUUCUUUGUGUUGGAAUCAAUUUUCUUUUGAAGAUUCUAUUUUGCAAGAGCUUUUGUAGUUUGGCUUGGAUCACACGGUUGCAUGUAACUUCUUGCGAAAAUGAUAAACAUCCCAACAAUUGAGAUUUCAGUUAUCCCAACUAUUGAGUUGGAUGCACAGAAUCCAGUGAAUUCAUGAGUUCCGCAUGUCUCACAUGAUGCAGGUGAAAUCUUGUGUGUACAACUGAACAACUGAGAUAAUUGGGAUACCAAUUAUUGAGAUGUCUAGCAUAACUGAUAUUGUCAUAUACUCUUCUGUUACAGUGUUAUACUUUGUAAGUUUGUAUACCAUCCCACAUCUUCCCUCUUAUAUAUAUGUAAUUAAGUUCAUACAUCAUAAA